Molecule: messenger RNA, 6247 nt
Organism: Arachis duranensis
Lineage: Eukaryota; Viridiplantae; Streptophyta; Magnoliopsida; Fabales; Fabaceae
Product: callose synthase 9
Exons: 53
Coding region: 304-6006 (1900 amino acids)
Biological process (GO): (1->3)-beta-D-glucan biosynthetic process
Cellular component (GO): plasma membrane; 1,3-beta-D-glucan synthase complex
Molecular function (GO): 1,3-beta-D-glucan synthase activity
Source: RefSeq, a predicted model, not a curated record
UUUUUUACCCCAUUUUUCUUUUCUAUAUCUUCGCAUUUCGCAUCCCUCUUCAUCUUUUCAAAACGAAGAAAAGCAACACAAACCGCUUUUUCGUUCGAAUCACACUAAUCAGAGACCAGAUUCUGCUCAUUUUCAACUCCGAACCAUACCUCUAGGGUUUAUCAGUAGAUUGUCUAGUGCCUACUGAUUUGAUGCUAUAGAGCGAGCUGAAUUGGAUCCACUUGAUUCAAGAGCCGUUUCCCGUCUUUCUUAUCAACUUGUUAUCAUUUCAUGCUGUUAUGAACGUCUAAGUUCCAUAGAAAUAUGUCUCGAGUUGAGGAACUUUGGGAGCGGUUAGUACGUGCUGCAUUAAGGAGGGGGAGAAUUGGUGAUGAUGCAUAUGGGCGACCUGUUGGCGGAAUUGCUGGGAAUGUGCCAUCCGCUCUUGCAAAAAACAGGGAUAUUGAUGAAAUUCUUCGAGUUGCAGAUGAAAUUCAAGAUGAUGAUCCCAAUGUCUCUAGAAUUUUAUGUGAGCAUGCAUACUCAUUGUCACAAAACUUGGACCCUAACAGUGAGGGACGGGGUGUUUUACAAUUUAAGACCGGUUUGAUGUCUGUCAUUAAGCAAAAGCUGGCUAAACGAGAAGUUGGAACCAUAGAUAGAAGUCGGGAUGUUGCUCGAUUACAAGAGUUCUAUAAGCUUUAUAGAGAGAAGAAUAAUGUAGAGAAAUUGCACGAGGAAGAGAUGAAGUUGAGGGAAUCUGGUGCUUUCAGCCGGGAUCUUGGCGAGUUGGAGCGCAAGACUGUGAAGAGGAAACGGGUUUUUGCUACCUUAAAGGUUCUGGGGACAGUACUUGAGCAGCUAACCCAAGAAAUUCCAGAUGAGCUCAAGCGGGUCAUGGAAUCAGAUUCUGCGUUAACGGAGGACUUGAUAGCUUACAACAUCAUUCCCUUAGAUGCUGCAUCUUCAACAAAUGCUAUUGUUUCUUUCCCUGAGGUUCAAGCAGCAGUGUCAGCCUUAAGAUAUUUUUCUGGCUUGCCAGAGUUGCCUAGGGAAGCCUUCACUUCUUCUACAAGGAAUGCUGACAUGCUUGACUUUUUGCAGUAUACUUUUGGAUUUCAGAAAGAUAAUGUAUCUAAUCAGCGCGAGCACAUAGUCCACCUUCUCGCGAAUGAGCAAUCUCGGCUUCGAAUUCCAGAUGCAACUGAUCCUAGAUUGGAUGAAGCAGCUGUGCGGCAAGUUUUCCUUAAGUCCCUUGAUAAUUAUAUAAAGUGGUGUGACUACUUAUGUAUUCAGCCAGUUUGGAGCAAUUUGGAAGCUGUUAAUAAGGAGAAGAUAUUGCUAUAUCUUUCUUUAUACUUUUUAAUAUGGGGUGAAGCUGCCAAUAUCAGGUUUCUUCCAGAAUGUUUGUGCUACAUAUUCCAUCAUAUGGUUAGAGAGAUGGAUGAGAUAUUAAGACAACAUGUCGCCCAGCCAGCUAAGAGUUGCACCUCUGAGAAUGGUGUCUCAUUUCUUGAUAAAGUUAUCUUUCCUCUUUAUGACGUUGUUAAUGCAGAAGCUGGUAACAAUGAUAAUGGGAAGGCACCUCAUUCAUCCUGGAGAAAUUAUGAUGAUUUUAACGAGUACUUCUGGUCACUUCAUUGCUUUGAGCUUAGUUGGCCUUGGCGCACAAGCUCUUCAUUUUUCCAAAAGCCACUGCCUAAAUCAAAGAAAAUGCUUAUAUCUGGUGGAAGUCAGCAUCGAGGGAAAACAUCUUUUGUGGAGCAUCGAACCUUUUUUCAUCUCUAUCACAGCUUCCACCGUUUGUGGAUAUUUCUUUUCAUGAUGUUUCAGGGUCUAACCGUUCUUGCCUUCAAUGAUGAAAAUCUUAAUUCGAAGACUUUACGAGAGGUUCUUAGUCUUGGACCAACAUUUGUUGUGAUGAAGUUUCUAGAGAGUGUUCUGGAUGUUUUGAUGAUGUAUGGUGCAUAUUCAACAACAAGGGGUCUAGCUGUGUCCCGAAUAUUUCUACGUUUUCUUUGGUUCAGCCUUGCUUCAGUUUUCAUUACCUUCCUUUAUGUUAAAGCACUCAUGGAAGAGAAUAAAAGAAAUGGAAAUUCAGCUUUUUACAAAUUGUAUGUGUUUGUCAUUGGGAUUUAUGCCGGUAUCCAAUUUUUCAUUGGUUUUCUCAUGCGGAUACCUGCAAUGCAUCAGCUUACAAAUCAAUGCGACCGUUGGUCUGUAAUUCGCUUUGUGAAAUGGAUGCGCCAGGAACGCCAUUAUGUUGGGCGAGGAAUGUAUGAAAGGACUACAGAUUUCAUAAAGUAUCUGCUAUUUUGGCUUAUUAUUUUGAGUGGAAAGUUCUCGUUCGCAUACUUUCUCCAGAUCAAGCCCCUGGUGAAGCCAACAAGGGAGAUAAUAAAACAGGAUAAUAUAGAAUACUCCUGGCAUGAUUUUGUCUCUAAAAAUAAUCAUAAUGCAUUGACAGUUGCUAGCUUAUGGGCUCCGGUGUUUGCUAUCUAUCUAUUAGAUCUUCAAGUUUUUUACACACUUGUAUCUGCUAUCUGGGGAUUCUUGCUUGGGGCAAGAGAUCGUCUAGGAGAGAUUAGGUCACUUGAAGCACUACACAAACUUUUUGAGCAGUUGUCCGAUACAUUUCUCGAUCAUUUACAUAUUUUCAGGGGCUCCCGCCAGUCAACUUCUCAGGCUGUGGAGAAGCAAAAGUUUGAUGCUGCUCGGUUUUCGCCAUUUUGGAAUGAGAUCAUAACAAAUCUAAGGGAGGAAGAUUAUAUAACUGACUUUGAAAUGGAGUUGCUUUUAAUGCCUAGAAACUCCGGGGAUCUUCCUUUGGUUCAGUGGCCACUUUUCCUACUUGCAAGCAAGAUAUUUUUGGCCAAGGAUAUUGCUACUGAGAAUAGAGACACUCAGUAUGAGCUUUGGGAUAGGAUUUCAAGAGAUGACUAUAUGAAAUAUGCUGUUCAGGAGUGUUACUAUGCUAUUAAACUCAUUUUAACAGAAAUAUUAGAUGAAGUGGGAAGGAUGUGGGUUAAAAGGAUAUAUGGGGAUAUUAAUGCAAGUAUCGAUAAUGGGAAUAUUCAUGCAGAUUUCCAGUUAAACAAGAUGGCUCUUGUGAUAUCAAGAGUAACUGCUUUGAUGGGGAUUCUGAAAGAGACUGAAACACCUGAACUGGAAAGAGGUGCAGUUAGGGCUGUUCAGGAUCUGUAUGAUGUUGUGCGAUAUGAUGUGCUUCAUAUAAAUCUGAGGGAGAACUAUGAUACAUGGAAUUUGCUGACCAAAGCUAGGGAUGAAGGGCAGUUGUUUGCAAAGUUGAAGUGGCCCAAGAAUACUGACUUAAGAUUGCAAGUCAAACGAUUAUAUUCUCUGUUGACUAUUAAAGAAUCUGCGUCAAGCAUACCCAAAAAUCUUGAAGCCAGACGAAGGCUAGAAUUCUUCACAAAUUCACUUUUUAUGAAGAUGCCUCGUACAAAGCCAGUUCGAGAGAUGUUGUCCUUCAGUGUUUUCACCCCUUAUUAUUCCGAGAUUGUGCUUUAUAGCAUGGCUGAACUCCUAAAGAAAAAUGAAGAUGGCAUAUCAACUCUGUUCUAUCUUCAGAAAAUUUAUCCAGACGAGUGGAAAAACUUUCUAGCCCGAAUUGACCAUGAUGAAAAUGCUCCUGACACAGAGCUUUUUGAUAGUGCUAAUGAUAUCCUUGAAUUGCGUUUUUGGGCUUCAUAUCGUGGACAAACACUGGCCAGAACUGUUCGGGGGAUGAUGUAUUACAGGAAAGCUCUUAUGCUUCAGACAUAUUUGGAGAGGUUAACGGUUGGAGAUUUGGAGGCUCCAGCUAGUUCUGAUGAACUGUCUGAUACACGUGGGUUUGAUUUGUCCCCUGAAGCACGUGCUCAGGCAGAUCUUAAGUUCACUUAUGUUGUGACAUGUCAAAUUUAUGGUAAGCAGAAAGAAGAGCAAAAGCCUGAGGCUGCUGAUGUUGCUUUACUUAUGCAAAGAAAUGAAGCUCUUCGUGUUGCUUUCAUUGACACUGUUGAAACUUUAAGAGAUGGAAAAGUAAACACUGAGUACUACUCAAAGCUGGUGAAAGCUGAUGUCAAUGGGAAAGACAAGGAAAUAUACUCGGUAAAAUUACCUGGGAAUCCCAAAAUUGGAGAAGGGAAGCCUGAGAAUCAAAACCAUGCGAUCAUAUUUACUCGGGGAAAUGCAAUCCAGACAAUUGACAUGAAUCAGGAUAACUACUUUGAGGAGGCUCUAAAAAUGAGGAAUCUACUUGAAGAGUUUCACUCUGAUCACGGACUUCGUCCUCCAACCAUACUUGGUGUUAGGGAGCAUGUAUUUACUGGAAGUGUCUCAUCAUUGGCCUCAUUUAUGUCUAACCAAGAAACCAGUUUUGUGACUUUGGGUCAGCGCGUUUUAGCAAAUCCUUUGAAGGUUCGAAUGCAUUAUGGUCAUCCUGAUGUCUUCGACAGAGUCUUCCACAUAACCCGUGGUGGUAUCAGCAAGGCUUCUCGUGUUAUAAACAUAAGUGAAGAUAUCUAUGCAGGAUUCAAUUCUACCUUGCGUCAAGGAAAUGUUACCCAUCAUGAAUAUAUUCAGGUCGGCAAGGGAAGGGAUGUUGGACUCAAUCAAAUUGCAGUAUUUGAAGGGAAAGUUUCUGGUGGUAAUGGUGAACAAGUUCUCAGUCGGGAUGUGUACAGACUUGGGCAACUUUUCGAUUUCUUCCGGAUGAUGUCCUUCUAUUUUACAACAGUUGGAUACUACUUUUGUACCAUGUUAACUGUGCUGACUGUAUACAUCUUUCUUUAUGGGAAAGCAUAUCUGGCACUAUCUGGUGUUGGCGAAACCAUUGAAGAAAGGGCCAGGAUAAUGAAGAAUGCUGCCCUGACUGCUGCAUUGAAUACACAGUUUCUCUUUCAGAUUGGUGUCUUCACAGCCGUGCCAAUGGUCCUGGGCUUCAUUCUUGAACAAGGCUUCUUGAGGGCUGUUGUCAGUUUUGUCACAAUGCAGUUCCAGCUGUGCUCUGUUUUUUUCACAUUUUCAUUGGGUACCAAAACUCACUAUUUUGGUCGGACCAUUCUCCAUGGUGGUGCUAGGUAUCAAGCAACUGGCCGCGGGUUUGUUGUCCGCCAUAUCAAAUUUUCAGAGAAUUACAGACUUUACUCUCGUAGUCAUUUCGUUAAAGCGCUUGAAGUUGUGCUUCUGUUGAUUGUAUAUCUUGCUUAUGGGUAUAAUAAUGGAGGUGCAGUCUCAUACAUUCUUCUGACUGUAAGCAGUUGGUUUAUGGCUCUGUCCUGGUUAUUUGCUCCCUAUUUAUUCAACCCGUCUGGAUUCGAGUGGCAAAAGGUAGUGGAAGACUUCAGAGAUUGGACAAAUUGGCUGCUUUACAGAGGUGGCAUUGGUGUCAAGGGAGAAGAAAGCUGGGAAGCUUGGUGGGAUGAAGAACUGGCCCAUAUCAAGAGUUUUGGUUCAAGGAUAGCAGAGACCAUCCUGAGUCUAAGAUUUUUCAUCUUCCAGUAUGGCAUUGUGUACAAGCUUAAUGUGCAAGGAUCAGAUACUUCAUUGAGGGUUUAUGGCCUGUCAUGGGUGGUGUUGGCGGUGCUUAUAUUGCUUUUCAAGGUAUUUACGUUCAGUCAGAAGAUAUCAGUCAAUUUCCAGCUUUUGUUACGCUUUAUACAAGGAGUCUCCCUCUUGUUGGCACUGGCUGGUAUAGCCGUUGCGGUUGCAUUGACAAAGUUGUCCAUACCUGACAUAUUUGCUUCGAUAUUGGCAUUUAUUCCCACUGGAUGGGGAAUUCUUUCUAUUGCUGCUGCUUGGAAGCCUGUGAUGAAGAAGCUGGGACUAUGGAAAUCCGUUCGAUCAAUUGCUCGCCUGUAUGAUGCUGGCAUGGGAAUGAUUAUCUUUAUACCCAUUGCAUUCUUUUCAUGGUUCCCAUUUGUAUCAACAUUCCAAACUCGCCUCAUGUUUAACCAAGCCUUUAGCAGAGGUCUAGAAAUUUCCCUUAUCCUUGCCGGGAACAAUCCCAAUACUGGGAUAUAGUUGUACCUGUUCUUGUACUUAGAGCUUAUGUCUUACACCCCCCCAAGAUGAGGAUUGUUGAAGGGAGGUCAUAGUUUGUAUAUUUCCUCGUAGGAUGUUUAGAUUUCCCGUAGGUAUCUUCAUUUUUGUAUCAUCAUUUCUUCUAGUGUAUGUCAUUUAAGUCGUUUGAAGUAUCGUUGAAACAAAUAUCCGCAAAUCUCAGUUUUGACUUUCUUUAUAUUGUGAUAUCCUGGUUGCUUUA